Messenger RNA from Penicillium hordei, 534 nucleotides. RefSeq names its product RING finger protein. Lineage: Eukaryota; Fungi; Ascomycota; Eurotiomycetes; Eurotiales; Aspergillaceae. The transcript has 2 exons. The record is from RefSeq and is a predicted model, not a curated record. The coding region runs from base 1 to 534 and encodes 177 amino acids.
AUGGCAAGAUAUUCCAACACGAUCAUUAUACCCGAUGACGAGGAAUCUUCAAGCCUUGAGCCAACUAUCUCGCGUCCUCGAAGGUACCCUCGGCGUGACUAUAGAUACCAAGAGUUUGAGAGCAUGCUCGUUGAAGCAAUCGAUGAUGCACCCAUUAUGCCGCCAUCACACCAGGACAAUGUCUUCAAGAAUUUCCGAAAUGCAGUUGACGAUGAAAUCCAACUGUUACGAGACAAAAACCGAGCGCUCCUGGAGGAACUUCGUCAAGAGAGAGAGGAGCGCCAAAAAUUGGAGGAGCAAAUUCGCCGGGGGAGGGAGGAGCGCCAAAAGAUGGAAGAGCAACUUUCCCUAGAAAGGGACAGGCUUGUUUUAGAAUGCAAGAUCUGCUAUAUGCAGCCAGAUCUCUGGAUGACUCUUUUAUGUGGGCACUUGUUUUGUAACUCAUGCGCAGGAAAUCUUGACACAUCGAAGGAGUGUCCUAUUUGUAGAACAUCUAUCACAGGAUACGUGCGAUGCCGCCCAUUUUCAGGGUAA